This is a messenger RNA of Dreissena polymorpha, 4888 nucleotides long. RefSeq lists its product as uncharacterized. The transcript has 7 exons. Gene Ontology annotation, molecular function: calcium ion binding. Bases 62 to 643 code for a protein of 193 amino acids. The record is from RefSeq and is a predicted model, not a curated record. NCBI's taxonomy places the organism in Eukaryota, Metazoa, Mollusca, Bivalvia, Myida, Dreissenidae.
CGAUCUACACUUUGCUUCUUGGUACGUGAAUUGUGCUUUGAAUAUGUAAAGGUCUAGUAAGAUGGGAAAACGAGCGAGCAAACUAAGUUCAACUGACGUGAAAGACUUAAUGGGAUGUACAUAUUUUAACAAAAAGGAACUUCAGACUUGGUACAAAGAUUUCCUGAAAGAAUGCCCCACUGGCGAACUGAAACAGGAGGAGUUUGAAUCAAUUUAUCAGCAGUUCUUCCCCCAUGGAAGUCCCAAAAAGUUUGCGGCCUAUGUGUUCAACAUAUUUGAUACAAACAAGGACGGACACAUUUCCUUCAAGGAGUUUAUCUGUGCCCUGUCUGUAACAUCGAGGGGAAGUCUGGACGAGAAACUGGACUGGGCCUUCAGCCUGUAUGACGUGGACAAUGACGGCUACAUCACGCGCCCAGAGAUGAUUGAGAUUAUAGACGCCAUCUACAGCAUGGUGGGUAGCCUCCUGGAGCUGCCCAAGGACGAGGAUACGCCGGAGAAACGGGCCAACAAGAUCUUUCAGCAGAUGGACGCAAACAAGGACGGCAUGUUAUCGAAAGAUGAGUUUCGAGAAGGUUCUAAAUGUGACCCUUGGAUCGUCCAAGCCUUAACGAUUGACACUGGCCCUCAUGUUAGCAGUUGAUGUAUUCAAAGUUGACACUAAACAACAUCGACACUUGACACCUAUAUGGUGAUUGACUUCAUGUUAUAACUUGCUGUAUUUGCCAUCAACACUUUACUGCUCUAUUGUCACUGACUUAAUUUUAGAAUUUACUGUUUUUGUCAUCAACACUUGACACCUUAAUGAUGAUUGACUUCAUUUUAGAAUUUACUGUAUUUGUCAUCAAGACUUUACACCUUAAUGAUGAUUGACUUCAUUUUAGAAUUUACUGUAUUUGUCAUCAACACUUGACACCUUAAUGAUGAUUGACUUCAUUUUAGAAUUUACUGUAUUUGUCAUCACAACUUUACACCUUAAUGAUGAUUGACUUCAUUUUAGAAUUUACAGUUUUUGUCAUCAACACUUGACACCUUAAAAAUCUGAAUCAUUGACUUCAUUUUAGAAUUUACUGUAUUUGUCAUCAAGACUUUACACCUUAAUAAUGAUUGACUUCAUUUUAGAAUUUACUGUAUUUGUCAUCAACACUUGACACCUUAAUGAUGAUUGACUUCUUGUUAGAAGUUUCUGUAUUCAUUAUCAAGACUUGACACCUUUAUGAUGAUUUACUUUAUGUUAGAAGUUUCUGUAUUCAAUAUCAAGACUUUACACCUUUAUAAUGAUUGAUUUCAUGUUAGAAACGUUUCUGUAUUCAACAUCAACACUUGACACCUUUAUGAUGAUUGACUUCAUAAUAGAAGUUACUGUAUACAACAUCAAGACUUGACACCUAUAUGGUCAUUGACUUCACGGUAGAAGUAACUGUAUUUGACAUCGACACUUGACACCUACAUGGUGAUUGACUUCAUGUUAUAACUUUCUUUAUUCAACAUUGACACUUUACUGUUCUAUUGUAACUGACUUUAUUUUAGAAUUUGCUGUAUUUGGCAUCAACACUUGACACCUUUAUGAUGAUUGACUUCAUGAUAGAAGUUGCUGUAUUCAACAUCAAGACUUGACACCUAUAUGGUCAUUGACUUCACGGUAGAAGUAACUGUAUUUGUCAUCAACACUUAACAACCUAAUAAUGAUUGUCUUAAUUAAAGAAGUUUUUGUAUUCAACACAGACACUUGACACCUUUAUGAUGAUUGACUUAAUGAUAGAAGUUUCUGUAUUCAACAUCGACACUUGACGCCUAUAUGAUGAUUGACUUCAUGUUAGAAUUUGCUGUAUUUUUCAUCAACAAUUCACACCUUUAUGAUGAUUGACUUCAUUUUAUAACUUAAUUUAUUCGACAUCGACACUUAACUCCUCUAUUGUCACUGACUUCAUUUUAGACUUUGCUGUGUUUGUCAUCAACACUUGACACCUUAAUAAUGAUUGACUUCAUUUUAGGAGUUAUUCAACAUCGAGACUUGACACCUUUAUGAUGAUUGACUUCAUGAUAGAAGUUGCUGUAUUCAACAUCGACACGUGACACCUUUAUGGUCACUGACUUCAUGUUAGAAUUUGCUGUAUUUUUCAUCAACAAUUCACACCUUUAUGAUGAUUGACUUCAUUUUAUAACUUAAUUUAUUCGACAUCGACACUUAACUCCUCUAUUGUCACUGACUUCAUUUUAGACUUUGCUGUGUUUGUCAUCAACACUUGACACCUUAAUAAUGAUUGACUUCAUUUUAGGAGUUAUUCAACAUCGAGACUUGACACCUUUAUGAUGAUUGACUUCAUGAUAGAAGUUGCUGUAUUCAACAUCGACACGUGACACCUUUAUGGUCACUGACUUCAUGUUAGAAUUUGCUGUAUUUGACAUCGACACUUGACACCUAUAUAGUCACUGACUUCAUGUUAGAAUUUGCUGUAUUUGACAUCAACACUUGACACCAGUAUAAUUACUGGAUCAGUGGGGAAAACUAAAUAUGCAUAGGAGAAGGAAGAUACACAUGUGGACCUGAAUGUUCUUUCUAUUGUGAAAUAUUUUAUGCAUGGUUUUGUAGUUAUUUUAGCUGUUAAAUUAUUUAAUGAGGUUAAGUUUUAAAUGGUGUUUAUUGUUCUUUAUUUUAAAGUGUAAUGUGCUGUUUGUAAUACCAUAUUAUAUGGAGAACAUUGUUUUGUAUUUAAUAAGAGUAACAUGUUUAAGUUUUAAAUUGUCUCUUCAGAUACAAUGUAUAUUGUUUUGUACCAUGUAUAGGUAUUUGAUGUAUGAAUUUAUGUAACUUUCAUUUCAAGACAUAAGAAUUUAUUGUCACGUGCUUUAAAUUACAAUCAUACGGAAUGCAUAUAAAUUAUUUUAUUUAAAAUGUUAAAGACAGCAUUUCAAGAAUCAAACAUUGGCAACAUUUUCUUCGACUGAUACGUCACAAGAAGUUUUUCGGAGCAAAUGACUUCACUUAAGUGAACAAUACACCUAUGUACCAAUUAUGAACAAAAUUUGUAAAUACGAAAUGGUAUUGAACAGCAGAAUGUAAACAUGAGGUACAAGUACAACACAAUAAUGCGUACAGUAUUUUAAAUUUGUAAAGAAAUUCAUUUUAAAGUUGAUUAUAAAGUCUCAGCUUGACUAUUAAAACUCCUGAACUCAUUUGAUAAAAUAUGGUAAUGAUUAAUUUUUUUAUGUCUUUGUAUCUCUUUUUAUGUCUUCUUAGAGCAGUUUCGUUCUGGUUUUAUUUCUGAGAAUCUUGUUCAUAUCAUGUUGCAAAUAACUUUUAAAGUAACUUUUUUUAGUCAAUUAAUAACUAUUUUCUUAUUCUUGUCUACUUAACCAUUGGUUAAAUUACAUAAAUGUUAACUUUCUACAUACAAGAAAUCUCAAUAUCAUUGUUAUCAUUACCAAUAAAAAUGAUGAAUCAAACACAUAUAGUUAUAUUUUUAUGUACCCCCUUCUAUACUGGGGGACAUAUUGUUAUUUGCCCUGUCUGUUUGUUGGUUUGUUGGUUAAAUGUUUGCGUCAAACUUUAACAUUGUACAUAACUUUUGCAAUAUUGAAGAUUGCAAUUUGAUAAUUAGCAUGCAUGUGUAUCUCAUGGAGCUGCACAUUUUGAGUGGUGAAAGGUCAAAGGUCAAAUAUAUGGGGGACAUAGUGUUUCCAAAUGCAUCUUGUUAUAUAUUAGAUAUUUCACUUAUUAUUAAUAAAUUUUAUUUUUGCAAAUUUUGCUUGUAAAAGUCAAGCCACGUUGUUGCAGAGCCAUAUUGUUGGUGAACACAAAUCACAAGGAAUGCUUAAGCUCACAUGAGCACAUGUUCUUGUUGAGCCCUAGUGACCACCCUUGUCCAUCAUCUGUGAAACUAAGUCAGUAACCAGUUGUACAAAUGAUAUGUGGACCACGUUUGCAACUGGGUCACUCUGGGUAAUUAACUAGGUCACUAAGACACAUUGAAGAAAAAGCUAGUGAAUGCUCAAUAAGCCGCAUUUUAGACCUAUCAACAGUAAACUUGGUCACAACAUUUCUCCAAAAUACAUAUUCGCCAAGUUCUAUACAGGGUCACUUGGUCAUAUUAAACAAGUAGAUUGUUAACGCUAGAAGUAACUUUUUUUUGCUAAUUUUUCAUAAAUAUUGCUCAGAACAUUUUUUCUAAUGAUGUCUCCACUGAGUUAAAUAUGGUUUUAGUUUAAUUGAAAAACAUGUUUGCCAUGAGGUUGGAAAGUUAUUUUUGCUCGGCUGUUUUCGGAGAAAACCAGAGGUAUUGUCAUUGCCAGUUCGUCGUCUGGCGUCUGCUGUCCGCGUCGUGCUAAAACCUUGACAUAGGCUCUAAAAUCAAAGUUCUUCCACAUACAACUUUGAAACUUCAUAAAGUUCUUCCACAUACAACUUUGAAACUUCAUAUGUAGAUGUACCUUGAUGAGCUCUACACGCCACACCCGUUUUUUAGGCACUAGGUCAAAGGUCAAGGUCACUUCUGACAACCAUUCAUUUAUUCAAAACUGCACCCACAGCCGAGCGUUGGCACCCGCUAUGCGGUGCUCUUGUUAUAGUAAAACCAUUUAUACUAGUGAUAUCUGGGCUGAUUUAAGAAAAUGAUUGUGGUUUGUUUACUAACAUGGCAUUUGAGUAAAAAAAAAAUCAAAAGUCAAAUGCAAAACCUAGUGAGCACUUCCUGCGCUGAACAGUUUAAUUUGUUGUUGUGUCGUACACAGAUAUUGUUCAUUUAUAUGUCAUGUAAAGUUUAUUACAGACUAGUCACACAUUUAUGUUGUUGCUUUGUUGAUGGUAAGCUACAUUUUGCAGACUCUUUUAAAAGAAUAUUUUUGCUUUUCUUGUUUGUUUUUAUGUUGUUGAAAAUACUUUAUAAUC